GUCCCUCAGCUCUACGUCUACCCCAUAAAAGCCCUCCGCCCCAUCCCCCUCCAAUACGCCCAACUCACCCCCCAAGGCAUCAAAUAUGAUCGCACCUUCAUGCUGUACCACGUCAAAACCAAAGCGGAAGCCAACGAUGGCAGCAGCUCCACCACGUCGACCGAGUUGAAGAAGAUGCAACUCUCUUCCUACCCGCAAUGCGCAUUAUUCGAACAGACCAUCCUUUCACGCGAUAAUGGGCAGAAGGAAGUUCUCGUGAAAUGGCACGCCCCGUCUCUACCCACCGAGGGUACAGGUAGUGAAAGUGGAGAGGAGCUGGGAAAAGAGCUAGAGCAGGCAGAGAGGGAACGGCUAAAGAGGCUGGAAACGGAGACGAUCACCGUUGAGCUUGAUCCGCCGCCGAAGAUCGACGAGUUGGAGAAGAUGGAGGUAAAUCUGCAUGGGAGCCCGACGACGUGCUACCAGGUUGGGGAGGAUUACGACCGGUGGUUUUCGGAGCGGUUUGGGUUUGAGGUUGUUUUUGUUUAUCUUGGGGAUGGGAAGAGGCAGAUCUUGGGGACGAGUUUACUGCCACCAGCGACGUCCCGGCAACAGCAGCAACCGCCCGGAGGAGGAGGGGGAUGGCUCUCCACACUAACAAGUCUAACCUCCUGGUUCCCCACCGUUUCGAUCUCCAUCCAAGCAGAACGCGAAGAAGACCGGAAGCCAAAGCCGUGGAUCACAUUUACCGAUUGCGCCCCCUUGUUGAUCACCUCGGAAUCUUCCCUCUCUAACGUCUCCGCCCGCCUCGCUCCCGACAUGGACUCUACUUCUUCCGAAUCAACACCUCUGCAAGUCCCAAUGUACAAAAUGCGCCCUAACCUCGUCUUGGACGGUGAAGGGGAGGAGGCGUGGGCAGAAGAUUACUGGGGUGAACUUGUCGUUACCUCGAGUUCCAAUUGCUCGCCGACAAACGGCAACGCCAACGGCAAGACAAAGAUAACAAAAACGAAACUUUACCUCACAGGCAAUUGCGUCCGCUGCACCAGUCUUAACGUCGAUUACGACACGGGCAAGCCGGCCAAAGGGGAGAUGGGGACUGUUCUCAAAAAGCUGAUGAAGGAUCGGAGAGUGGAUUCGGGGAUCAAGUGGAGUCCUGUGUUUGGGAGGUAUGCAUUCGUGGGGGAUAGUGUUGGCGAUGGAGGGGAUGAGCAAGAGCAAGAGGAAGAGCGAGAAGAAAGGGAGCCGGAAGUAUGGAUCAGCGUGGGCGAUGAGGUGCAGGUGACGAGGAGGAAUGAGGAGAGGACGGUUAUGGAUUGGCCAUUUUGA
Messenger RNA from Neurospora tetrasperma FGSC 2508, 1308 nucleotides. RefSeq lists its product as uncharacterized. The transcript has a single exon. The record is from RefSeq and is a predicted model, not a curated record. Gene Ontology annotation, molecular function: pyridoxal phosphate binding; molybdenum ion binding; catalytic activity. The annotation marks the transcript as partial. Lineage: Eukaryota; Fungi; Ascomycota; Sordariomycetes; Sordariales; Sordariaceae.